UAACUGUCAAGUGUCAAAUUAAAAAAUAAAACAAAAUAUGAUUUUGGAUUUUGGUGAAAACAGCACGAGCUAAUAGCAAGGAAAAGGAAUAAACCAAGUCAAGAAGGAUACAAGGAAUAGAGACGAGAGAGGCAUACGGUGAAGUGUGGUUUGAAGUGAAAGCCGCAAGAUCGUCGUAACUAUUUUCUGUUUUGAUAGAAGAAAAUAAAAUGGAAAUAGAGGAUGAAAAAUACUCAAACAAAAAUGAAUUAUCUGACAUAAAAUGCAAAAUUGAAUUAGAAACUGAAGAUGCACAUUGCAUAGAUACUCCGGUUUUGAUCAAAAAUGAAUUUAAACAAGAAAUUCUUCCUGAACUUGACAAUAAAGUUGAUAUAAACAACUCUGAGGAUUCAAAGAUUUGGUUCAAUCAAAUAAACACAACAGUUUUCAUUGAAGAUGUUAAACAGGAGGAAAUUCUAGAACAAGAUAUAAAGUGCAAUGAAUUGGAUUUGACUGAAGAACAUCAAGGGGGUGAACAUGGUUUUUCUCAGAAUGAGAUUCAAACGAAAUCUGGAACAUCUUUGCCAAUAUACACUGGAAAAAAAUUAUACAAUUGUGAAACAUGUUUAAAUGGAUUUACUGCAUCAAGCUCUUUAGAUAAGCAUUUGAGUUUGCACACUGAAAAAAAGUCUUCUAAUUCUGAAAUUUGUCCUAAGCCGUUUAGUGAAGCAGGAUGUUUAAAAACCCAUUUCCGCACAGCAGAAAAACUGUACAAGUGUGACAUUUGUUCUAAGUCAUUUAGUCAAAAAGCAGGUUUAAAAAAGCAUUUGAGAAUUCACACUGGAGAAAGGCCGUACAAAUGUGAAAUUUGUUUUAAGCAGUUUACGCAAGCAAGUCAUUUGAAAUAUCAUAACAGAUCACACACUGGAGAUAAGCCUUACAAGUGUGAAAUUUGUUUGAAGUCAUUUAGUGAUACCUCAAGUUUAAAAAAGCAUUUGAGAAUACACACUGGAGAAACGCCAUACAAGUGUGAAAUUUGCUUUGCUCAAUUUCCUCAAUUAGCAAAUUUGAAACAUCACAUCAGAAAGCACACUGGAGAUAAGCCUUACAAGUGUGAAAUUUGUUUUAAACAAUUUAUUGUAGCAAGCAAUUUGAAAGAGCAUUUGAGAAUACACACAGGAGAACAGCCUUACAUGUGUGAAAUUUGUUUUAAGUCAUUCGGUGUAAAAGCAAGUUUAAAAAAACAUUUAAGAAUACACACUGGAGAAAGGCCGUACAAAUGUGAAAUUUGUUUUAAGCAGUUUACGCAAACAAGUCAUUUGAAACUUCAUUACAGAUCCCACACUGGAGAAAAACCUUCCAAGUGUGAAAUUUGUUCUAUGUCAUUUAGUAAAGGAAGUAACUUGAAAAUUCAUUUGAGAAGACACACUGAAGAAAAACCAUACAAGUGUGAAAUUUGUUUUAAGUCAUUCAGUGUAAAAGCAAGUUUAAAAAAACAUUUAAGAAUACACACUGGAGAAAGGCCGUACAAAUGUGACAUUUGUUUUAAGCAAUUUAGUCAAGCAAGAACCUUGAAGGUUCAUAACAGAUCGCACACUGGAGAAAAACCUUACAUGUGUGAAAUUUGUUUUAAGUCAUACAGUGAAACAUCAAGUUUAAAAAGGCAUUUGAGAAUACACACUGGAGAAACGCCUUACAAGUGUGAAAUUUGCCAUGAGCAAUUUCCUCAAUUAGCUCAUUUGAAACGUCAUAUUAGAAGGCACACUGGAGAUAAGCCUUAAGGCGCAAUUCCAUUGAGGUAACAUUUAAGCAACAUGAGGCAUGCGUCAUGUUGCAAUCAAGAGACAGAGACCGACACGAAUCAAGUCGCCUUCCCGCAUGCCACUAUGCUACAUGUUGACUGUUGUUGCUGGGACGCAUGCGUCAUCGUUCGGCAAAUUUCAACGUGUUGAACAGUGUCGCCGCUAUCCAGCAGUCAACGGAUCGGUGCGGCUUUUAUCGUGCGACAUAAAGGGGAAUACUGAAAAAACAAUGUUAUUUAUUGAAGACUCCCAUAACUAACCUGAGUUAUGGAAUAAGAAAAUUAGUUUUUAUAAAGACAAUAAGAUAAAAAUUGAUAAGUUAAAGCAGUUAUUAGAUAAAUAUGAAUGUGAUAUAAAAAAAGAAAAUCAAUAAUUUACGUUGUGAAUUUCACCGUGAGAGUAAUUAUUGUACAUUAUAAUUGAAAAAAGAAAAGAACAAGAAAAAAAAACUAAGAAGAUGUAAACCUCCGAGAUGUUGAAUCGGGUUUAUGUCUUAGCGUAGUAAAAAAAAAUAAUAAAAAAAUACAAAAAGAAAUAAAUAUUUCCAACCAAAACAUAUUAUAUAGAUAAUAGUUAUAAUAUGUUAGUUUGUUAUGUAUUUAGAGUUGGAAAUACAGAAAAAUUCAUCUGAUUGAAAAAAAAAAUUGUUUCUUUUGAAAAUAACAAAAUGUCUCGCUAAUUGGCUCGGUCAAGGCCAUCAAAUUCACACAAAAAAAAACUACCAAAGCGGUUACAACAACUAAAAUUAAAGAGCGGUUCAUCUUCUAGU
This is a messenger RNA of Diabrotica virgifera virgifera (western corn rootworm), 2550 nucleotides long. Its product is annotated as zinc finger protein 227-like. The record is from RefSeq and is a predicted model, not a curated record. Bases 210 to 1760 code for a protein of 516 amino acids. Gene Ontology annotation, molecular function: DNA-binding transcription factor activity; RNA polymerase II cis-regulatory region sequence-specific DNA binding. Lineage: Eukaryota; Metazoa; Arthropoda; Insecta; Coleoptera; Chrysomelidae. Gene Ontology annotation, biological process: regulation of transcription by RNA polymerase II. The transcript is spliced from 3 exons.